Adineta steineri is the source of this 3360-nucleotide messenger RNA. The record is from the annotation of a GenBank genome assembly. Lineage: Eukaryota; Metazoa; Rotifera; Eurotatoria; Adinetida; Adinetidae.
AUGACAACAACAGGACCGCCAAAUCCUUCACCACUACCUGAAAAAAUGAUCAAUCCCAUUUUUCCUCCAACAUCUCAGUCAACUUCAAAUGGCAUUAGACCUCCAUCUUUUCCACCAAAUUCUUCUACACUUUCUGCUCAAUUUCCUCCUCAAAUAAAUGCUCCAAUUUUUCCACCAAAUAUUCAACCUCUAUCAAAUAUUAACAAUAUUAGAAUAAACUCAACAUCAUCGCCAUCACCAUCACCAUCAAAUACUCACAAUACAAACAUAAAUCCAAUUUCAUCUCCAGUUAAUGUGCUAAAUACACAAAUAAAUUCAACGUCAAUAUUACCGAAUUUUUCUAAUGCUAAUGGAAGUGCAAUUUCACCAGCAAAUAUUUCUAAUAUAAAAACAAAUUCAAUGCCAUCAUUACCAAACGUUUAUAAUUCAAGUAUAAAUCCAACUCCACCACCAAUAACAAAUUCGUCGAGUAUGCAUACAAGUCCAGCACCAUCAUCACCAAACGUUUAUAAUCCACAUAUAAAUCCAGCUCCACAAUUAUCUAGUGCUUUUAACAAUUAUGUUAAUCCAACACCAACACCACCAUUACCUAAUACUUUUAAUACCAAUCCAAUGAAUACAAAUUCGAUUUCAUCACAAAUGAAUACUUUUAAUACACAUGGAAAUCCAACUCCACCUCUAGUACCAUCUGGAUACAAUAUGAACACAAGUACAAAUUCACCAUUACAAACUACCUAUAAUACGAACCAAAAUUCAACUUCACCACCACUUUCACAUACUUAUAAUUCUUCUUCAACAAACUCAACAGCAUUUUCUCAACCGCCAACUCGUCCAAUGUAUCCUGCACCAUCAUCUGCUUAUCGUCCGCAAGUACCACAACCCAUUCCACAAACAAUGAAUCAAAAUACUCAUCCAUUACCUCCACCACCUCCAACUUCAGCAUCAUCUUCUACUUAUCCCUAUCCACAACAGAAUUACACUUCAAAUCCUCCUGUCGCUGGAUAUCCAGGACAACCAUCUGUAGCUCCACAACCGAUGCAUUAUUCAAUGGGUGGAAGUACAGCUGCUGCUAUGACUCAACCGCAUAAUAAUCUUCAUGGUCCUCCUUCUAAUAAUGAUAUGGUUGAUCUACUAAAAGAAACGGAUGUGGUCAGUCCAUAUGCCGAAGAACCACCUAUGUCACUAUUACUUAGUGAAGAAAAUCAACAAAUGAAUUGUAAUCCAGAAGUCAUGCGAUGCAGUUUAAAUGUUAUUCCUCAAACAAAAGAUUUACUCAAUAAAAGUCGUCUUCCACUUGGUGUACUCAUUCAUCCAUUUAAAGAUCUUGAAAGUUUAAGUGUUAUUCAAGGCUCAAAGAUUGUUCGAUGUGAUUCAUGUAAAAGUUAUAUUAAUCCAUUUGUUUCAUUUCUUGAUAAUACACGAUGGCGUUGUAGUAUAUGUUUUCGUGUUAAUGAUUUACCACAAGAAUUUCUAUUUGAUCCAGUAACAAAAACUUAUGGUGAUCCAAGUCGACGACCAGAAGUUCGAUUUGGUACUGUAGAAUAUACAGCCACAGCUGAUUAUAUGGCAAGACCACCACAACCAGCUAUGUAUUUAUUUUUACUAGAUGUUUCACAUAAUGCUAUACAAACAGGUUAUCUUCAAUCAUUUUGUGAUAUACUAUCAGAAAAUUUAAAUAGUCUACCAGGUGAUGCACGUACAAAAAUUGGUUUUAUAACAUAUGAUAGUCGACUACAUUAUUAUGAUUUAUCUGAUCGAUCAAAUGGUACAUUUCGUGUCAUGAUUGUACCUGAUCUUGAUAAUAAACCUGAAGAUUUUCUUCCUAUGCCAGAUGGUUUACUAGUAACAUUAUGUGAAUGUAAAUCAAUAGUUGAAACAUUUCUUAAUGAAUUACCAAAACUCUAUCAAGAUAAUAAUGAAACAGACUCAGCUUUGGGUUCUGCUUUACAAAUAGCAGCAAAAUUACUUGGUCAAACUGGUGGUCGUGUAACAGUCAUGCAAACAAGAAUACCAAAUUUAAAUCCUGGAGCUUUAAAUGAAUCAGUUAGUGGAGGAAAAGAACCAACAGUAAUUGGACCAACUUCAGAUUAUUAUAAGAAACUUUCACUUGAUUAUGCAUCAUUACAAAUAGCAUGCGAUUUAUUUCUUUUAAAUAGUCAUCAUAUUGAUUUAGCAACAUUGAGUUGUAUUGCAAAAUAUUCAGGUGGUGAAGUUAAAUAUUAUCCAGGUUUUCAUUCAGUUCAAAAACCACAUGAAGUUGAACGUUUUGAAAAUGAUUUAAGACGAUAUUUACAAAGAAAAAUUGGUUUUGAAGCUGUCAUGCGUUUACGAUCACCACCAGCAUUAUCAAUUCAUACAUUUUAUGGAAGUGGUUUUGUUCGCUCAGUUGAUUUACUUGUUUUACCUAAUAUAAAUCCUGAUGCUGCAUUUGGUAUCCAGGUUUCUAUUGAAGAUACUUUAGCAAGUUAUACAUCAGUUACAUUUCAAGUAGCACUUCUUUAUACAUCAAGCAAAAGUGAAAGACGUAUUCGAGUACAUACUCUUUCUUUACCAGUUAGUUCUAGUCUAACUGAAAUAUGUGGAAAUGCUGAUCAAGAAGCUAUUACUUCAUUAGUUGCUAAAAUGGCUGCCGAACGAUCAAUGACUUCAUCAAUAUAUGAAGCACGUGAUGCUAUGUCUAAUGUUUCUUGUGAUAUUCUCAAAGCAUGUUUAUCAAAUAACAUAUCUAAUCGAGCAUUUUCACUUUUGGUACCCUAUUCUUUACGACUUAUACCUUUAUAUAUGUUAAGUAUGAUUAAAUCGACGGCAUUUCGAGCUGGUAGUGCAUCAAGAAUUGAUGAUAGAGCAUUUUAUUUAGAAUUAUGUAAAACAUUACCUACACAGUAUUUAAUGCAAAUAUUUUAUCCUGAUCUUUAUCCAUUACAUACAAUUGAAGAUAAGAGUCAAAUUAUUCAAGAUGGUGAAGAUGAAUUACAUAUACCUCAACGUGUUCAUUUAUCAUUUCGAAAUAUUGAUUCUCAUGGUGCUUAUAUCCUAGAUACAAGUGAAUAUAUUUAUAUUUAUAUUGGUAAAGCUGUCAGUGAUCAUUUUGUUCAAAAUGUAUUUAAUGUUCAAACAUUUUCUGCUUUACCAUUUGAUUCGUAUUCAUUACCUGAAUUAGAAAAUCCAUUAUCAAUGAAAAUACAUAAUUUUCUAUCUUAUCUUAUACAAAGUCGGCCACAUGGCGUAGCAAUACAUAUAAUGCGAGAAGAUUCAUCUCAUCGACAUUUAUUUACUCGUUAUCUUGUUGAUGAUAAAUCUGAAUCAACCAUGUCUUAUGUGGAAUUUUUACGUUAUAUACGAGAACAGAUAGUUAAAUGA